Molecule: messenger RNA, 1533 nt
Organism: Panicum virgatum (switchgrass)
Lineage: Eukaryota; Viridiplantae; Streptophyta; Magnoliopsida; Poales; Poaceae
Product: transcription factor DIVARICATA-like
Exons: 3
Coding region: 1-921 (306 amino acids)
Molecular function (GO): DNA binding
Source: RefSeq, a predicted model, not a curated record
AUGCGUGCACCUGAAGAUGCGGCGGUAAAGGCCCCGCUCCAUCAUACGGACGUGCUGCCGCCGGCGCCGGAGCCGCCCAACUUCGCGGGGCAGGCGGGCGGGCGGUUCCUGCCGGACCGGCGGGCCCCCGGCCCCGGGGCGUGGACGCUGGAGGAGAACAAGCUGUUCGAGCGCGCGCUGGCGCGGGUGGACUGGGACGCGCCCGACCGGUGGGAGCGCGUCGCCGCGCUGCUGCCGGGGCGGAUGGUGUCCGACGUCGUGGCGCACUACGACGACCUCGAGAACGACGUCUGCUUCAUCGAGGCCGGGCUCGUGCCCUUCCCCCACUACGGCGGCGGGUCGGCCGCCGGGUUCACCUUCGACUGGGACGGCGGCGACGACGCCGCCGGCGGCCUGGGCUUCAAGCGCUCCUGCUACAUGGCCGGCGUCAAGCGCGGGCGCGGCCCGGACCAGGAGCGCAAGAAGGGCAUCCCCUGGACGGAGGAGGAGCACAAGCUGUUCCUGAUGGGCCUGAAGAAGUACGGGCGCGGGGACUGGAGGAACAUCUCGCGCAACUUCGUGACGACCCGGACGCCGACGCAGGUCGCCAGCCACGCGCAGAAGUACUUCAUCCGCCUCAACUCCGGCGGCAAGGACAAGCGCCGCUCCAGCAUCCACGACAUCACCACCGUCAACCUCCCCGACGAAGACGGCGGCAACCCCUCGCCGUCGCCGCCCUCCGUGCUCACCGCCGCCUCGUCCACCGGCGGCCCCGUCAUCUCCGAGCAGUUCGGCGUCCUCGUCGACAGCAGCCCCGCGCCGGCGCACCACUUCAUGCCGCACCCCUACGGCCACGUGAAGCUCGAGCCCGGCAACUCCGGCUUCCUGGACGACUCUGUUCUGAUGCAGAUGCAAUGCGGCCAGCUGCAGCCUCUCGGCUGACCGGCUGGUUCUCGAGCUGCAACAAUGGCAAAAGGAGGAAAACAAAGCUCUCAUCUCUGGCCAUGCACGAGGAGGGAAUCACCCCGUUGCGCGUGCCUGUUGUUGAUUCCAAACAGGCAAGCAGCAUCUGGGUACAACACGUUGGAUCAUACAGCUACGAGCUCAGCGCAACUCGCAGCCGAGCUCCGGUUCUCUGCCGUGCCGAGUGCUCCGGAGAUGAGAGCAAGAACAGUAGAAGCAAAAUGGACGAUGCCAUUCCUGCAUCAUUCCGCCUCUGUGUACAUAAGAGCCCAACGCCCGCGGUGAAAUAAUUUUCGAUUGGAAUUGGUUUCCUGUGUUGUGGGAGGCACGGGAGAGUGUACUGCUAGAUGCUCUGAUUACGCUAGCUUUUCUUCUGUAAUGAUGCGUCAUGGAUAUUGGAUCGGUUAAUGUCAUGUGUUUGGUAUAGCAAGUAGCAUCAGCAGCGUACUGUUUGGUGUGUGUUUUUUGUAAGGGUUGUUUAUCUUUCAAGCUGGGGGUGUGUAUUAGUAGCAUCGGUCACACUCUCAUGGACCUGUGCUUUUGUUACAAAUAAUGAUGGCGAUGAAAUGAUUGUAGUAGUAGUUUUCAUCA